Molecule: messenger RNA, 1515 nt
Organism: Rhododendron vialii
Lineage: Eukaryota; Viridiplantae; Streptophyta; Magnoliopsida; Ericales; Ericaceae
Exons: 1
Coding region: 744-1190 (148 amino acids)
Source: RefSeq, a predicted model, not a curated record
CCCCCCACCUUGCCCUCUCCUCUUUCCCUCCACUUUUUUCCCCAUUUUCAUCUCCACCUUUCCCUCUUUUCCUUUCCACCACCUCUAAUGGAGUAUAAAUAAACCUCAAUGAAUUGUUUGAGUUCUUUCUCCUUUUCCCCCAUUUUCCCUCUAGCACUAUGAAUCCCAAAUACAAACAAAAUCUUUCCACAUUUUCUCUCUCUAUGAACUCCUAUCCCUCCCUCCCUCCCUCAAUCUCUAUAAAACACCAAAGCCUGAUUCGAUUUUAAUUUUUUUGCAUUUUCAGGAUCUUAAGUCUUAACUUCAUUAAAAUCUCAACUUUAGACCAAACCCGGUCUCCUUUUUUUCGUUUCCACCUUGUCUCUUAUCAAAAGAUUCAAGCAUUAAUAAGAUCCAAUCUUCCUACAUUUCCUCUCUCUCUCUCUCUCUCUCUCUCUAAAACCACAAAAAGCCUGAGUUUUUGUGCAUUUCAGGACAAAAAUCAGAGCUUUAGACCAAACCCAGUCUUUGUUCUUCAUUUCCAUCUAGUCUCUAAUCAAAAAAUUCAAGAACAAGUAAGAUCCAGUCCUUCUGCAUUUCCUCUUUCUCUCUCUAAAGCGCAAAGCCCGAAUCUUUAUCCAUUUUGAGGACCUUUUAACUUCAUCAAAAUCACAACUUUAGACCAAACCCAGUCAAGAGGUUCAAGAACCACCAAAGACCCUUGAAAAUAGAUACACUUUCUGCAUCUACACACACCUACACAGAUGUCAACGCCACUAGAGCCACAGCAGCAACCACCGCCGCCGCCGCCACUAGAAGUGACCCAACAAGCUUACACAUCCCAAUCUGGUCACGGGUCAAUCGGACCCGUAAUCGGGGUCCUGGCAGUGAUAACAAUACUGGGCGCCAUUGCUGUCAUGAUCGGGCGCCUCUGUUCGGGUCGGCGGAUCAUGGGUCACGGGCAGUACGACUUCGAAGGAUGGGUCGAGGCCAAAUGCGGGUCCUGUAUCGACGGCCGGGUCGACCCGCCUACUCCUCCUCAUCGUCCUCCGCCGCGGCAGCCUCCUUCGGGUCGGGUCGAAAGUGGGAGCAGCAGUGCGAGAGUUAGCAGCGGCGUGCCAGAGGCGGGUCCGACGCAAUCGGGUCAGGAAGCGAGAGAUGAAGGAGUGACCCGACCCGACUCGGGUGGGAGUGCUAGCGCUGGUUCUUGAAAUUGGGUGGGUUAUGCUUUUCUUUUUAGAUCCGAUUUUCAGGAAAAAUUAUUCAGUGCUUCCGACUACCACCAUUUGGCAGUGGCAGGGUGCUGAAUAAUCUCUCUAUUUUUUCAGGUGUGUGGGGAGAUUGGUUUCUUGGUAAGUUUACUUGAUAUCAAGCCUAUGUUGAAUUUUUGGGGGUAAUUUUAGCUUUUAUUUAUUGGGAUUUUCAGAAAUCAGAUUAUAGCAUGUGUAUCUUGAUCUUAUCAUGAGAUUACUGAUCAGAGGCGAAUCCAAAAUUUUAAUUCAGCGGUGACAAAAACAAAAGAAAUUUUUUUUUGUA